Molecule: messenger RNA, 7373 nt
Organism: Oncorhynchus nerka (sockeye salmon)
Lineage: Eukaryota; Metazoa; Chordata; Actinopteri; Salmoniformes; Salmonidae
Product: zinc finger CCHC domain-containing protein 2-like
Exons: 14
Coding region: 1-2739 (912 amino acids)
Biological process (GO): proteolysis
Molecular function (GO): zinc ion binding; nucleic acid binding; aspartic-type endopeptidase activity
Source: RefSeq, a predicted model, not a curated record
AUGGAGGUUGACACAGGGGCCUCUGCAUCUGUCAUCAGUGAGGAGACAUACAGAAAGACCUGGGACUCAGAACAGACUCCCGCCAUCACACUGGCAGGGAUCAUACUGCGUACCUACACCGGAGAGACCAUACCAUUGCUGGGGCCUCUAGAGAGCACCAUCCAAGCACAGAGCGUGACAUACCCAGGUCACAAAAUGGAGGACAAAGUCAGAGAAAUUAAGGAUGCUCCAAACCCCAAGAACUUAUCAGAACUCGGGUCGUUCCUGCUCAUGGUGAACUAUUAUGGCUUCUUGUCCUAUCAGUGUUUCCCUGUCAUCGCUGGCUUUGUGACUGACAGGCUUCUGUCCUAUCAGUGUUUCCCUGUCAUCGCUGGCUUUGUGACUGACAGGGUUCUGUCCUAUCAGUGUUUCCCUGUCAUCGCUGGCUUUGUGACUGACAGGCUUCUGUCCUAUCAGUGUUUCCCUGUCAUCGCUGGCUUUGUGAAGUGGUCUGACUUCUCAUCCAGCAUUGUCAGGAAAACACAGCUUGAACUGGAGAGCUUCUUGUUGAAGCUUCCCAAGGAGCAGUCCACGGAGUCGUUUGAGAAGGGCAUCCUCCGGCUGCUCAACCAGGGAGACAAGUACGAGAGCAGGGGCGUGGAGAGGAACCUCAAGGAGAAGUUUCUGUCGGCUCCACAAGCUUUCCGACGGACGAGGAAGGUCUGUGGCUUCUUCCUGUGUGACUCCUCCUCUUCCUCCUCCUGCAGCUGCAGCAGAUGUAACCCUGCAGCUCUGUCCUUCAAGGAGGACGGUUCUGAGGCAUCCAGCCAAGAGGAAGUUGUGUAUUUGGAUCCGUACGUUCUGGGACACCGGAAGAAACAUAUCAGUAAUAGACCCUGUAUUAGCGUUCCCGAUGCCAAAAGUUCCCAGGGAGAGAGCGUUCCAAAGGGGUCACACAGCCUGCCUGACUGGACGAGGAAGACCUGCACGCUUCAACCCGACCAGGAGGCCUCUGGGGGCCCAGAGCAGCAUCAGGGCAGUGAGAAGAGGGGCAACCACCCUGCCAGCAUGAGGCAGCCACUGGGACCAGACAGGGAAAAGGGGAAGAAAGCAUACUUGGCGGCAAAUGGGAGCAUGGUGCCACCAGCCUCUCAGCGAGCGCGACAGUCGACAGGGAAAGACGGAGACUCCAGUCAGGAGGUAUACGGCGAAACCUCGUCUGAGAGCUACAGCUCGGCCUCCAGCCCCCAGCACCACGAACCAGAGAGCCUGGACAGCGAGGACGAAAAGGAUAAAGAAACGGACAGUACCCAGGGCCCAGCGGACUCCUUCUUCACCUGGCAGGAGGUUGCAGGUGGGGCCAUGCCCACCAUCCACCACCUGGUCUCUGCCAAGCCUGUUGGGGAGCCCCCCAGCCUUGACUAUCCCCCAAACACCUUCAUGCACCCCCUGCCCUGCAUAUUUCCCAACGGUGCCCUACCUGCCGAUGCCCCUCUGCCAGUCAUGCCCCCCCACCAGGUGGCAGCUGCCCUGGUAGACAACAAGGUGGUUGGAGGGCUGAUCAUGCAGGUGCCCCUGGUCCUCCGAGAGCCUACGUCCACCACCGUGCCAGUUCCCAUGCCAGGGGAUCCAGAGCAGAUGCCCAUGGUACUCCCAGGGUUUGGCUCCCUAGCCCUGGGCUUACACUCCCCUGGCAGCCCUGCCCUGCAGCCCCCGGUCCAGCACUUCAAGACAGCCCCUCCACAGACCACUGCCAGCUCUGAGGGUGUCACCACCCUCCCUGCCCACCAGCCCCUGGUGGAAGCUAUAAGUGUCAUCACCCCUGGUCCGCCCUAUGCCUCACCCCUGCAGCCUGCCUACUCCAACCCAGACCCUGCCGCCCCCCUAACCCCAUCCGUACCCCUGGGGGACCUUAGCAUCCCUCACAUCAAGCACCCAGAUGUGUCUCUUUUCUCGGGCUUGCCCUCCCUGUACACUAUGGCCCCCAUCCCCACUUCCGUCAUGGCCACACUAGGAGUAGCGCCUUCCCCUGGACAGGUUCAGGCGGUGGUGCCCCCGUCCGUACCCACCCACACCCCCGGCCCAGCGUCCGGCUCAACCCAGACCGACUCCAACUCCUACGUCAACAGCACCAGUAACUCCGUCGCCCAGCAACAGGCGCAACCACAACAACAACAGCAGCAGCAGACAACUCACCAGGAACAGGCCAUGUGCUGCGGGGCGUGCGGUUGCCGAGGUGGCUGCGGCAACAGCCGUACAGCGCCAUCGUUUUUCUUUCCCCACCAGAUGGCGCCACGGCAGGUGUUUGCUGCGCCGCCCAUCUUCCAGCUCACGUCCCUGUGCGCCAGCAACUACCUCAGCCAGCCGCCCCCGCAGAGCAACGGCCAGGCCCAGCUGACAUUCUUCCCCCCCGCCCCUUAUGCUGGCCAGACCCUGCUGCACACCCAUUCUGACCAUGUACUGGGCACCCAGCUAGGCUAUAGCCUCCAACAGAUGGUGUCGCCCUUCAACCGUUUCUACCCGCACAUGUACCCCUCCAGCGUGGGUAUGUUGCCCGGUUCGGGAGGGGGCGGAGGGGCCCUGGGGGUAGCGGUCGGCGUCAACAAGAACAACGGCAACGUCUCCUGCUACAACUGUGGGGUCAGUGGGCACUACGCACAGGACUGCAAACAGCCCUCUGUUGAUUCAUCACAGCAAGGCAGCUUUCGGCUGAAGUACGCCGCCUCCCACUCUCCCGAAGGACUAGACAACGCCAGCUGAACACGUCUUUUCGUUCCGUCAUCUGGUUCCUUGUCACGAGCGGUCCAAGAGAACUCUCCGUUUCAAGAGGGUUUCACUCUGAUGUUUCUCAGUCAUUGUCAUUGUUGGUUUGACCUUUUUAAAGAGCGUGUGUGAGGAGGGUCCUGAGUACUUGUGGCGGAGACGUCCUCUACGUCCCCGUCACAGCUGAGAAUGAAGCUGUCUUGUUUCCAUAGAGACGCACCCCCCCCCCCCACCCCCCCACUGAUCCUUUAGAGGCUGUUGGUAUUUUGCACUGAAAACUGGCACAAGACAGCAAGCAGCUCAUGUUCACUAACUUAUUUUUGAUAUUAGAGUGUGGAAGCUUGGGAAAAUGACACCACGUAUCCUAGAGUGUGAGAGCUUGGGAAAAUGACACCACGUCUCUUAAGAGUGUGGGAGCUUGGUAAAUGACACCACGUAUCUUAGAGUGUGUAAGCUUGGGAAAAUGACACCAUGUAUUUUAGAGUGUGGGAGCUUGGAAAAUGACACCAGGUCUCUUAGAGUACGGGAGCUUAGGAAAUUACACCACGUCUCUUAAGAGUGUGGGAGCUUGGUAAAUGACACCACGUAUCUUAGAGUGUGUAAGCUUGGGAAAAUGACACCACAUAUUUUAGAGUGUGGGAGCUUGGGAAAUGACACCACGUAUCUUAGAGUGUGUGAGCUUGGGAAAAUUACACCACGUCUCUUAAGAGUGUGGGAGCUUAGGGAAAUGACACCACGUCUCUUAAGAGUGUGGGAGCUUGGUAAAUGACACCACGUCUCUUAGAGUAUGGGAGCUUGGGAAAUGACACCACGUCUCUUAAAGUAUGGGAGCUUGGGAAAUGACACCACGUCUCUUAGAGUAUGGGAGCUUGGUAAAUGACACCACGUCUCUUAGAGUAUGGGAGCUUGGGAAAUGACACCACGUCUCUUAGAGUAUGGGAGCUUGGGAAAUGACACCACGUCUCUUAAAGUAUGGGAGCUUGGGAAAUGACACCACGUCUCUUAAAGUGUGGGAGCUUGGUAAAUGACACCACGUCUCUUAGAGUAUGGGAGCUUGGGAAAUGACACCACGUCUCUUAAAGUGUGGGAGCUUGGUAAAUGACACCACGCCUCUUAGAGUAUGGGAGCUUGGGAAAUGAUUUGUUCUCUGAAUACAUGGGGAUUCUGCGUGAUCUCGAUUAAAGAGUUUCCUAUACUUCAUUUUUACAGCUGUAUAUUAUGCCUCCUUAUUGUUAUUGGACGAGGAUUUGAAUGGUUUAACUGUACAGCUACGAAAGAUGAGUACAAACAAAAAAGUUAACUUUAAAAAAAAAAAGCUGGGAAUACUUUUACAAAUAUUUUUUGCUGCAGUGUUUAUGAAUGUACAACAUAUUUAGUUUUUCUAUGUAAGGAAUCUGGCCGUAUCAAAACGUGUUUCUUAAAGCAUUUGCCACUUGAUAAUAAUGUGAAGCGCAGAGUAAGACGUUUUUAAUCAUCAUGUUUGUCAUGUUGAAGUUAAAUGCUGCUGUGUGUUUAUUUUAGUUAUAAUCUUUGACAAUAUGCACUAUAACUACCAGGAAUUCUGAAGUUUCUCAAGUGCACUGAAACAGUCCCAGAAGAACUAGAGCCAGAUGUUAUUGCAACAGUGAAGCUCUGACAAUAUACACUGUUGACCCUCCAUCCAAUAUUCUCUUGGAAAUGCUGUGCUGACCUGCAGAGUCGGGCCACUAUUUGGCUCCUACUAUUGAUAACACUGUUCUCCUCUGAAAAUAACUAUAUUUUAUUUGAGCCAUUUCUACAGGACUGUGGUGGCCAAGGCAGAUAUCAUGUCACUUUUCUGGAGAUUCAUUAUAUUUAUUCCCACUUCUUCAUUUAAAAUGCAGCGGUGAGAUCUAACUGUAUGUUUGGUACAUUGGUAAAUGUACAACAUCAAAGAAAUAUGCACAUACACACUACGAAUUGUGUGUGUUUUCAUGUGGAGUAUGAACACGAUUAGCUUGAGCACUAAUGGAGGUGUCUGACUGGAGUUGUUUGGGGUAUCAGGAUUAGUAGCUUUCCAGGGAUUGAUUUUUUAUUUUUUUUUAAAUGUGAAAAUAACCAAACUGCAAAGCAUUCCAGUAGACUAAAUCUGAUCUUUCUUCGUCCUCCCCAUUGUUUAAAGUGAAAGACAGACAUUUUAUGGCAGUCUGGAAACUUUAGCCUGCUCUGAUAUUUUUUUCACUGAUAUAUAAAAUACAAAGAAUUCAAUACAUCUGUUUGAUUCCUCCCGUAUGUGCAGGUGAAAGGCAGGAAAUAUAUGGUACUUCUGCCUGUAACUAGCUAAUUUACAUUUUUUUUUUUGGGGGGGGGGGGGGAGCGUUGUCUUUUCAGACCUUAAAGUCAAUCCCUGCCUUCUCAGACAUAUCACUUGAGAGAAUUCUCAAUGAUUUAGAACUCUUUCAUGUCUGUCUUAAGAUUUGGGGUCUACAAGUUGUAAAACAUGUGCAUGUACAGUGGGGAGAACAAGUACUUGAUAACCUGACAAAUCAGCAGUGUUUCCUACUUACAAAGCAUGUAGAGGUCUGUAAUUUUUAUCAUAGGUACACUUCAACUGUGAGAGACGGAAUCUAAAACAAAAAUCCAGAAAAUCACAUUGUAUGAUUUUUAAGGAAUUAAUUAGCAUUUUAAGGCAUGACAUAAGUAUUUGAUACAUCAGAAAAGCAGAACUUAAUAUUUGGUACAGAAACCUUUGUUUGCAAUUACAGAGAUCAUACGUUUCCUGUAGUUCUUGACCAGGUUUGCACACACUGCAGCAGGGAUUUUGGCCCACUCCUCCAUACGACCUUCUCCAGAUCCUUUAGGUUCCGGGGCUGUCGCUGGGCAAUAUGGACUUUCAGCUCCCUCCAAAGAUUUUCUAUUGGGUUCAGGUCUGGAGACUGGCUAGGCCACUCCAGGACCUUGAGAUGCUUCUUACGGAGCCACUCCUUAGUUGCCCUGGCUGUGUGUUUCGGGUCGUUGUCAUGCUGGAAGACCUAGCCACGACCCAUCUUCAAUGCUCUUACUGAGGGAAGGAGGUCGUUGGCCAAGAUCUCACGAUACAUGGCCCCAUCCAUCCUCCCCUCAAUACGGUGCAGUCGUCCUGUCCCCUUUGCAGAAAAGCAUUCCCAAAGAAUGAUGUUUCCACCUCCAUGCUUCACGGUUGGGAUGGUGUUCUUGGGGUUGUACUCAUCCUUCUUCUUCCUCCAAACACGGCGAGUGUAGUUUAGACCAAAAAGCUCUAUUUUUGUCUCAUCAGACCACAUAACCUUCUCCCAUUCCUCCUCUGGAUCAUCCAGAUGGUCAUUGGCAAACUUCAGACGGGCCUGGACAUGCGCUGGCCUGAGCAGGGGGACCUUGCGUGCUCUGCAGGAUUUUAAUCCAUUACGGUGUAGUGUGUUGCUAAUGGUUUUCUUUGAGACUGUGGUCUCAGCUCUCUUCAGGUCAUUGACCAGGUCCUGCCGUGUAGUUCUGGGCUGAUCCCUCACCUUCCUCAUGAUCAUUGAUGCCCCACGAGGUGAGAUCUUGCAUGGAACCCCAGACCGAGGGGUGAUUGACCGCCAUCUUGAACUUCUUCCAUUUUCUAAUAAUUGCGCCAACAGUUGUUGGCUUCUCACCAAGAUGCUUGCCUAUUGUCCUGUAGCCCAUCCCAGCCCUGUGCAGAUCUACAAUUUUAUCCCUGAUGUCCUUACACAGCUCUCUGGUCUUGGCCAUUGUGGAGAGGGUGGAGUCUGUUUGAUUGAGUGUGUGGACAGGUGUCUUUUAUACAGGUAACGAGUUCAAACAGGUGCAGUUAAUACAGGUAAUGAGUGGAGAACAGGAGGGAUCCUUAAAGAAAAACUAACAGGUCUGUGAGAGACAGAAUUCUUACUGGUUGGUAGGUGAUCAAAUACUAAUGUCAUGCAAUAAAAUGCUAAUUAAUGACUUAAAAAUCAUACAAUGUGAUUUUCUGGAUUUUUGUUUUAGAUUCCGUCUCUCACAGUUGAAGUGUACCUAUGAUUUUUUUUAAAUUACAGACCUCUACAUGCUUUGUCAGUAGGAAAACUUGCAAAAUCGGCAGUGUAUCCAAUACUUGUUCUCCCCACUGUAUAUAUUACACUUGUGCAUACGGAGUACACACUCAUUUGUUGAUAUGAUAAGUUUUGUCAAUUUUCAUUAAUAGCCACACUUAGUACUGUUUUCCUCCUAAGACAUGAUUAAAAAGCUGCCCCCCCACCCCCCCAACUGGUGAGGUACUCUAAAUCUCUUCGGUUUGAUUUGAUGGAAACAGAUAUUUCUUACAUUUACCUAAAAUGUUGAGGCAAACUCGGAAUUUGAUUAAAAACGGUGUGGACAUGUGUUGAACAUAGGGAAAGAAAACUCUUUACAGAAUUGUAUGGAUGAUUGAAGAACCAUGUGAGCUUGGAGGACGAUUGUACAUAUGAACCUGCCAGUUAAACUUGUUAAAUUUUCCUGGUUAAAAAAGGCUGUACUGUAUGGGGUACACUCACUGUUACCUUCGGGUGUAUGUUUACUGUACUCUUUAUCUAAAUGUUAUUGUACUGGAAAUGUCAAAUAUAUUUCUAAAACGAAUUGGGUUUUUAUGCAAAUUGUUGAUCUGUUUUCCUGGAAUUAACAGCAAUAAAUACAAAAUCAUA